Messenger RNA from Notolabrus celidotus (New Zealand spotty), 2013 nucleotides. It is a transcript of the gene naa50, whose product is annotated as N-alpha-acetyltransferase 50, NatE catalytic subunit. The transcript has 5 exons. Gene Ontology annotation, cellular component: NatA complex. The coding region runs from base 215 to 724 and encodes 169 amino acids. Lineage: Eukaryota; Metazoa; Chordata; Actinopteri; Labriformes; Labridae. Gene Ontology annotation, molecular function: acyltransferase activity, transferring groups other than amino-acyl groups. The record is from RefSeq and is a predicted model, not a curated record. Gene Ontology annotation, biological process: mitotic sister chromatid cohesion.
UGCUUGUGCGCAUGCGGGGGUCAGGGUUGACAGUCUCUACACAGUCGUGGAAGGAGUGCGGCGGCUAAGCUAACUGCAGCCACCGCAACUAGCUACAUGUGGAGGGUAAAACGGGAGGCAUCCCCGACCCUAACUCUGUCAAAAUCCCUCCUUUUCACCCAAAACAACUCUUAAGUUCAGCCUCAUCGAAAAUAAGGGAUAUAAUCUGUUUACAAUGAAAGGUAGCCGGAUCGAGCUGGGGGAUGUUACGCCCCACAACAUUAAGCAGCUGAAACGCCUGAACCAGGUCAUCUUUCCUGUCAGCUACAACGACAAGUUUUACAAAGAUGUAUUGGAAGUUGGAGAGCUUGCAAAGCUAGCUUACUUCAAUGACAUUGCAGUGGGCGCUGUGUGCUGCAGAGUGGAUCACUCUCAGAACCAGAAGAGACUGUACAUCAUGACACUUGGCUGUCUAGCACCCUACCGUAGACUUGGAAUUGGUACAAAGAUGCUGAAUCAUGUGCUAAACAUCUGUGAGAAGGAUGGCACUUUUGACAACAUUUACCUUCAUGUGCAGAUCAGCAAUGAGUCAGCCAUUCACUUUUACCAGAAGUUUGGCUUUGAGAUCAUCGAAACAAAGAAGAAUUACUACAAGAGGAUAGAGCCUGCAGAUGCCCAUGUGUUGCAGAAGAGUCUUCGCAGCCCGUGUGCACCCCCGACUGGAGAGCUUCAGAAGGCAGAGUAGGGGCACAGCAUUUGGGAAGAGCACAGACGUGCCCGCCUCCACAGAAACAGAACUGUGACAAAUGCCCCAGGGUCGACACGUUCAACACUUUCUUCAAAGGACGCUAAAAAGACAUAAACGAAUUUAAAGUACAAAAAAUGCUGCAUUUAUUUUGCAAAGGGGUCCCCUUUGAGUUCUGCAUAUUUUAUUGCUCCCAUCUCCCAGAAUAGAGAAUUGAAAAUGUCAAAAAGUUCAGUUUCCAAAAGUGCUCCUGUUAACAGAGUUACAAAUUUCAGACAGUUUUAGGCUUGGUGGAGGGGGAGGGUGUGGUGUUUGCAAAUCAUACUGUUUGUGUUUGAGUUAUUCUUAUGCGGUUAUUAAGCUAACGGGGACGUGUGUGUACUGAUGAGCUAAAGAAAACAGCUGAAGCUGCAGAAGUGUUUGAAAGACCAUCAUAACACAAAGUCCCAGCUGGUCAGCUUGGAGUUGAUGCUUUGAAUUGUUUGUGGAAGAGUCAUGCCGCUGUUCCCUCGCCUCCUGAACCCUGGGAUUCAUAAGAACUGUGUCUGACCAGUUUGUUGAUUUGUCAUCAUCAGAGAGGGAAUGAAGAAGUGCACCUCCACGGUACAGGCGUAAGGAAGGCCGAACGGUUCUGAGGUGGUGGGAAGACUUGGUCACCACUCAUUGUUUCUGAAUAACUAUUUUCCAGCCUGUUAAUUUAAUUCCCCUCCGGUUGUUUUUUUUUUUAAAUUUCCACAUAAAGACGGCAAGCGGUUCAGAGGCUCUCCAGGGAUUACUAUUACGAGUGGACACACAUUAGAAAUGAGAGAAACUAAAUAUUUUAUUGAAUGUGUUUCUGCAAAGGGCGCUUAGUGUUUUUGGGGAAUGUUUGAACGACAACAGAUUGACUGUUUAGUAUUAGAUUUGGGCAUUGAAGGUGUGUACGGACAUGUGUCUCUCAAUGCAUGGAAGCGUUUUGAGACAUCUUACCUUCAACACCUAUGGCACCUUAUGUAGCCACCAAGCAGGGACUGGUUUUCUCAAACCUCCUGCCUCAAGUCAGUCUCUGUUGUCCCAAACCGUCAUUAGGUUUAGAAGCCCUGCAGAUUGUUUGGACAUUUUGGUAUGGUCUUUUUGAAAAGUGUUUUACCCUAAGGAAGCUCUGACCCCUCUGCAUGCCAGGAGAGUUGUGUCCUCUCCACUGUAGUAUAAGCAUGUCUUUCCUUUCUUUGAAGAAUUUUAUCUUUUCUGGAGCUCUAUAUUGUAAGACUUUUUAACGUCUAAAUAAAGGAAUUACUAUUUGCAGUAAA